Tricharina praecox is the source of this 469-nucleotide messenger RNA. RefSeq lists its product as uncharacterized. NCBI's taxonomy places the organism in Eukaryota, Fungi, Ascomycota, Pezizomycetes, Pezizales, Pyronemataceae. The transcript has a single exon. The record is from RefSeq and is a predicted model, not a curated record. Bases 104 to 403 code for a protein of 99 amino acids.
CUGCGCGCUUGCGUCGGGGCUUCAAUCUGGUCCAGGACGGCUGCGGACUGGGGCUUUAUCAGACUACCGGUAGAUGGGGUAGAUAUUCCUCCAUGUUUUUCUGAUGGCAUAUUCGCAGCGCUCCAGGCUCCUCCUCCUUGUGGCAAUCUAUAGUAGGGACGCCGUACGGUGUGCAAGUAGGCCCCGACUCCUUGUGGGCCAUCUGAGACUGCUAGUUGGCCCGACCGCCUUUUCAGGCUUUCGGGCUCUCAGGAACAACGCAUCGAUAUCGAUAGCCAGGUAUCCCGAGUCCCAGACAAACAAGCUCACCGCAGCGUCGACGACGACGAGUCAGGUAGAUGGAUAUAACUGUCUUGGCAGGCGGUGUCGACUGCGACGGGUCCCGCCCCGCCCCAAGACAUAGCAUAACCGUCUGGGCGGUGACGACGGCGACGACGACGACUGGCGAUUCCUGCGACGAGCAACAACG